Messenger RNA from Aspergillus welwitschiae, 2319 nucleotides. Its product is annotated as Zn(II)2Cys6 transcription factor. The record is from RefSeq and is a predicted model, not a curated record. The coding region runs from base 226 to 2277 and encodes 683 amino acids. Lineage: Eukaryota; Fungi; Ascomycota; Eurotiomycetes; Eurotiales; Aspergillaceae. Gene Ontology annotation, molecular function: DNA-binding transcription factor activity, RNA polymerase II-specific; zinc ion binding; DNA binding. The transcript has 6 exons. Gene Ontology annotation, biological process: DNA-templated transcription; regulation of DNA-templated transcription.
UCUCGCUUUUGCUGAGAUUGCAGACUAGAAUUGAAAAGGGUCCAGAAGUCAAAUGGAAGCUGAGAAUCAAUUCCUUGGCAAUCUGAACUCCGCCGAGAGGUUUUUCCGGCGCCUCUCUACACCCCAUAGCGUUCAACUUGUAUCCCUGUAUAUCCCUAUCAUUCCGAUCGCAGGUGCUCCUGAGCAGUACCGAAGCUCCCACCAUCUGAGGCUUCAUACGUAAAAAUGUAUCCGCCUAGAAAACGCCAAAAAGUAUCAUCUGCAUGUCAGAGAUGCCGUCAGCGCAAGCUUGGUUGUGAUCAGCAACGCCCUUGCCAGCUAUGUGUACGGGCUGGUGCAGCGUGCAUAUCGCGUGGAGGUUCAAGUCCCGCAGGGGUGGUGGCGUCUGUGGAAGAACCCGGAGAUUCUCCCGGAAGGCGUGAAGGUGACAUCCACAAUGACCGUCUUGAGACCGUGAUCCUCCCAGAGUCGAACAUCGUGGAUUUGAGUUGUCAGAUGCUACGAGGCCAAGGAAAACGACGUGGCCUGUCCCAUGAUACUUCAGCGCUGCCAGGAGGCAUGAAUUCCGCUGUUUCUGUCGCCACACGCUCGAUUUCAUGGCGGGAUUUAGUAGGAUUGCCUUUACCGCCGAAGACGGUACUUGACACAUUUAUGGCUCUUUUCUUUGACUCUGUUGAUUGGUUUAUGAUGAUGUUCCACGAGGAAAGCUUUCGACAACGGUACGAAAACUUGAUGGCCUCCACUAUAAUCCCGGAAGGGGAGAACAGUAAUUUCUUGUGGCUUGUACGGUUGGUGCUUGGCCUCGGAGCCUACUACGGGUCGCUGGACGCUCUGGGUGCCGAUGCAGAUAGUAUGAAACAGCUUUCGCAGGAUCUGCUGAUGCAAAUCGAACAAAAUAUCUUGGCCAUUAUUGAUUUGCCAAGUCUGGAGACAGUACAAAUAUGCGUGUUGUUGGGGAGCUUUCAUCUUUUCAAUGGCCGCCCCAAUGCCGGUCUAAUGACUCUGACGGGUGGACUCAAAACCGCGCAAGUCAUCGGGCUCCAUCGCGAGUUAAAGUGGCGGGGGCUUUCGGACGUUGCACGCGAGACUCGGCGGCGCUCAUGGUGGGCAUUGGAAGUUGCAGACAAAUACGCGGCUGUGGCCUUUGGACGACCAUGCACAGUGGAUGAUUCCAACUGCGAGGUUGCGUCUAUUAGCGAUAUCAAAAUAUAUGGCCAUGAAGAAACCCGACAAGGGCCAUCGUUGGAAUACCAUCAGUGGAAGUUCAAACUUUACCGCAUCGUGGGUCCGCUCUUGAGCCGAAGACUCCAAGCUAAUCGGCUGGAGAGUCUCACUGCUAUUCAUACUCAACUCUCCUCCUGGAAGAACGAGCUACCUGAUAAACUCCGGCUGGAAACAUACAAAGAUGACCCUAAGAGCGAAUCACGAAUACCUGAAAUGCAGGCAUUGGUUCUCCAAUUGACCUAUGAUAAUCUCCAAAUUAUUCUCCACCGCAGCGCUGCAUUUGGUUACAACGAACGCGGAUUCCAUUCAAACAGUGGCGCGACCCCGCACAACUCUUCCCGAGAGCAACUGCUGGAGUCCGCAUUAAGAACCUCUAAAUUGCAUCAGCAUGCUCAACUUCUACAAUCAUGCCGCAAGACACACGCUGUGAUGCACAUUGGGAUCUGCCUGUUCACAGCUGGUGUCGUCCUCUGUGCGAUUGCACUAGCGCAGCCUCUGUCAGUAGCCAGUCAGAAGGCAAAAGAAGGCGUUAUGCGUAUCCUACGCUUGCAAGAAGACAGUGUAUCCUCCCAGCAUCUUCUUUCUAUCCAGAGUGUCCAGAUCUUGCGGGAUCUAGUGACUGUCGUUAUGCGCUCCGAAGAAAGGGUUAUAUUGGGCCACGGUUCGAGUUCUAUACCUGAGAGACCUGGUGGUGACCAUUCGACCUUACCAAUAUCGCAAGCCGAUUCUAUAAUCAUGGAUCAGGCGUUACUUGAUGAUACAGGUGCAGCCCAGCCAUCUUCAAAUCCGGGUGCGCUCAAUUCUCUGCAACAAGUCUUCAGACAACAUCUAGACCAGUCUCUCCCUGUAGUUGAUCCCUCGGGCUUAAUAGGCCCCAGUGGUGCACAAGAUCCUGUGGAAACGCAACAAUCAAACCCAUCAGCAAUGUUCUCAUGGGAUGGGAAUGUAUCCGCCCUAGUUGAUGCUGGACUUGUGGAUGCAAGCCAGAUGUGGUUGUGGUCAGAUAAUCUGGAGUAUCAAUCGUUCUCAGAACUGGGCAACAUGUUCCCUUGACACAACACGUGGUUUCCCGCCGCGUAGAGACCAAGCGUGACG